Pollicipes pollicipes is the source of this 2200-nucleotide messenger RNA. Its product is annotated as protein jim lovell. The transcript is spliced from 7 exons. The record is from RefSeq and is a predicted model, not a curated record. Gene Ontology annotation, molecular function: protein binding. Gene Ontology annotation, cellular component: nucleus. Bases 1 to 960 code for a protein of 319 amino acids. Lineage: Eukaryota; Metazoa; Arthropoda; Thecostraca; Pollicipedomorpha; Pollicipedidae. Gene Ontology annotation, biological process: regulation of transcription by RNA polymerase II.
AUGGAGAGGGACGUGUCGACCGACAACAUCGCGAGCGUGAUGAACCCAGGCACCACGGGCCACAGCACGCGGAUGAUGGACGGCCAGAAGUUCUGCCUGAAGUGGGAUGGCUUCCAGGGCAGUGUGACGUCACUGUUUGAUCAGCUGAGGCUGGAUGGCGAGCUGGUGGACAUCACGCUCUGCUGCGAGGGCCAGCGGGUGCGCGCGCACCGGAUGAUGCUGUCUGCCUGCAGCCCAUACUUCAGGGAGCUGCUCAAGGACAACCCAUGUCAGCAGAUGGUGAUCUUCCUGAAGGACACGUCGGCCGCCGACCUGCGGGCCAUCAUCGAGUUCAUGUACAAGGGCAGCGUCAACGUGGCCCAGAGCCAGCUGGCCAGCUUCAUCAAGACGGCCGAGAUGCUGCAGGUCCAGGGCCUCAGUGGGAACGACGACAAGGUGCCUCUUCAGGAGCCGAUCAAGGUGGAGAAGGUGGACCUGACGCUGGACGACGACGGCGACGCGGAGGAGGCGGCGACGGCGGAGGGCGCGGCGCUGGAGGCCGCGCUCGGCCGCGUGGCCGACUUCGAGGGCUUCGAGGCCGGCUCCGACCAGUCGAGCGACGCCCUCCUGCUCAGCGCCGAACGGCUCGGCGGCAGCGCGGGCGGAGUGGCAGGACCGUCACAACGCUGCAGCGAGGACGGCGGUUCGCAAGGCGCGGUGCACCGGUGCGACGUGUGCGGCAACGUGUACAAGUACCGCGACUCACUGCGCCACCACCGCAAGAAGCACCUGGGCCUCACCACGUGCCCGCUGUGCGGCAAGGUGUGCAGCAUCGUGGCGGACCUGCGCCGCCACUUGGAGCUGUCACACGACCUGACCGGCGACCAGGUGCGCCGCAUCGUGCCCACCAAGAGCAAGGAGCGGCCGACGCCGGCCGCCAGCGGUCAGCCGCCGCCGCUGGGCGAGGCGGACGGCUGGUGACUGGCGGGCUCGCCCGGUGCCUUUUGAGGCGUUCCCUCGACACCGGACGGGGUGCUCCACCUGGUGACAUAGGGGAUGUCUCGUAUGCUGUCUGACAGGGCGAGUGUGGGAGAGAGAAGAAAAGAGAGAGUGAAGCUCGAUGACUGGCGAGUGGUCGACUUCGAGGGGUCAGUCUGGGUGUGCGAACAUUUGUGCCGACCGCCGGUGUCGAUGCCACGCGUUUGGAUGCGUAAGGGAAGCGCCAACGAGCCAGCUUGCGUUGCGACCUGGAAACGUGGCCGCGUUCCAAAGAUGGGCCGUCCAUUCCAGACGCUUUUUCGUUCUGCUGUGGAAUAGCACGACUUGCGACUGCCAGCACUAAGUGAACAUCAGUUGCGAGCUGAUUCCGGUGUGGUCUGGAGCCAGCUUUGUUGACAAGCAGCAAGAUUCGUGAAACGGGCGAUGCGCCCUGUGUGUCGGAAACAAAGUGGGAUGGUGAUGGAAACGUAAUGACGCGUCGUUUGGUCUGAACUGGGUCUGCGCUCUUGAAUGACUGACCGGUGUGAAGUUGUCUUUGAAACCGCAUCGAGUUGGUUGGCAAUGUUUCGCAGGGAGUCGAGGCCUCGGAGUCGUGAGCUGUCUUGUGUGUCAGUCAUGUUUAUAUCACUGUUAAGUGUGCUGCCGCGAACUUUUCGACCAUGUUCCAUCUCAUUUGUUGAACGGGCUGCACCAUCGCACCCCUCAUCACAUCAUGAUCCUCCACCCCCCACCCCUUUGGUUGAACUUCCUCAGCCAGCAACAGGCACGGCUAGCCUUGUAGGUAUCCCGUCGCGGAAUGCUUUAUGAAGCUGUGGACGCAUGGUAAACCGAAUUUCCAUCCUUUUUGUUAUAGUCCCGAACGAUCAGAACAUGCUGACUGUACUCUGGAAGUGGGGCAUCGCCUUGUUGUGUGGUUGUCAAUAAAUUGUGAAUAUGCACUUCAUGUGGAAAUUGACAGUGGUGUUCGUGUGGUUGAAAUUAGUGUACAUACUCUCGCGCACUCGCGCGCCGACAGCGCCGCUGGUGUCGGAGGACGCUGACGUGGAGCGAGCAAUGCCGGGCCUGGCGCGGGUCCUCGAAAAACCACAUCAACGUAUUGUGUAUGCAUGUACGUUUGCGUAUUUACAACAGCAAGCGCCGAUGUAUGUCCUUAUACCGAACGAUGCACCACAGCCCAGCGCGCUUGCGCCACCAUGCUCAGGCUUGUUUGGCAGGGUUUUUC